Molecule: messenger RNA, 1617 nt
Organism: Sphenostylis stenocarpa
Lineage: Eukaryota; Viridiplantae; Streptophyta; Magnoliopsida; Fabales; Fabaceae
Source: the annotation of a GenBank genome assembly
AUGGGGUGCUCCAUGAGAGUGUGCAGUGUCUUAUUUUUUGUAGUGUUGCUGAUGGCAUGUGCUAGAGGGGAGGACCCUUAUAGGUUCUAUACUUGGAAUGUCACAUAUGGAGACAUUUAUCCUCUUGGUGUUAAACAACAGGGGAUUUUGAUUAACUGGCAAUUUCCAGGGCCAAAAAUUGAGGCCGUGACCAAUGAUAACUUGAUUAUCAAUGUUUUCAAUAGCUUGGAUGAACCUUUCCUCUUAUCUUGGAAUGGAGUGCUGCAGAGGAGAAACUCAUGGCAGGAUGGAGUGUAUGGUACCAAUUGUCCAAUUCCACCAGGACAGAACUUCACUUAUGUUCUUCAAGUUAAGGAUCAAAUUGGCAGCUACUUCUACUACCCUUCCCUUGCAUUCCACAAGGCAGCAGGAGGCUACGGUGGAUUCCAAAUUGCGAGCCGCCCAGGAAUUCCGGUGCCAUUCCCUCCUCCGGCAGGUGAUUUCACCAUAUUGGCAGGAGACUGGUACAAGAGAAAUCACACAGAUUUGAGGGCAAUUUUAGAUGGUGGAAGUGACCUUCCUUUCCCUGAUGGACUUAUCAUCAAUGGACGUGGUUCCAAUGCCUACACAUUCACAGUUGAUCAAGGGAAGACAUACAGAUUCAGGAUUUCAAAUGUGGGUCUCACAACUUCAAUCAAUUUCAGAAUCCAAGGGCAUAAAAUGACAAUUGUUGAGGUGGAAGGGACCCACACUCUCCAAAACAUUUAUGACUCACUUGACGUUCAUCUGGGCCAGACUUACUCUGUGUUGGUUACAGCUGAUCAACCACCCCAAGACUACCUCAUUGUUGUCACAACACGAUUUACCUCUCAAGUGUUGAAUGCUACCUCCAUUUUUCGUUACAGUAACUCUGGAGGGAGUGUUACUGGUCUUUUUCCUUGGGGGCCAACUAUUCAAGUUGAUUGGUCUUUAAACCAAGCUCGCUCUCUUAGGAGGAAUUUAACAGCAAGUGGGCCAAGACCUAAUCCACAAGGAUCUUACCAUUAUGGUUUGAUAAACACAACUAGAACAAUUAGACUUCAAAAUUCUGGUCCAGUUAUCAAUGGCAAACAGAGAUAUGCUGUCAAUAGUGUCUCCUUCAUACCUGCUGAUACACCACUAAAACUGGCUGAUUACUACAAGAUCCAAGGGGUGUUCUCUCUUGGAAGUAUCCCUGACAAUCCUACUGGUGGUGGUGGUUACCUUCAAACUUCUGUCAUGGAAGCCGAUUUCCGAGCCUUUCUGGAGGUUGUGUUUGAGAAUACUGAAGACACUGUGGAAUCUUGGCACAUUGACGGCCACAGCUUCUUUGUAGUAGGAAUGGAUGGAGGACAAUGGUCACAAGCAAGCAGGCUUAGUUACAAUUUAAGAGAUACAGUUUCUCGUUCCACAGUUCAGGUUUAUCCCAAGUCAUGGACUGCACUUUACAUGCCCUUGGACAAUGUGGGAAUGUGGAAUGUAAGGUCUGAGAAUUGGGCUCAUCAGUAUUUGGGCCAGCAAUUUUAUCUUAGGGUGUAUUCCCCUGCAAAUUCAUGGAGAGAUGAGUACCCAAUUCCAAGUAAUGCUCUGAGGUGCGGCAAGGCUGUGGGUCAUUACUAA